UCAAAGUUGAGUGGUAGAAAUCGUGACUUUGUGAGUGUUCCUAACAAGUAACCAAUUCAAGGAAGUUGCCAAGAAAUACACCAAAAACCAAUUAACACAUGGACCCUUUACUGCAGCAACAACAGCAGCAAACACCGCAACAACGCCCACCUCAGCCUCCCGCCGGUGGUUCUGCCGGCGGCGGCGGUCUCUCCGGCAUCUUACCUCUGCUCUUCUUCAUCGUUGCUGCCUUCACUGCGGUUGUGCUUUCUUCUAUGUCAACAAACAAGACGAGCUUGACGAUCUUGCACCAAGUGCCUGAAGGUCAUGUUGGUGUUUACUGGAGAGGGGGUGCCCUGCUCAAAACAAUUACUGAUCCUGGUUUUCACUGGAAGCUGCCUAUAAUUACUCAUUAUGAACCUAUACAAGUGACGCUUCAGACUGACCAGGUUAGAAAUAUUCCAUGUGGCACAAAAGGAGGUGUUAUGAUCAACUUCAACAGGAUAGAGGUUGUCAACAGGCUGAACAAGGACGCUGUAUAUGAUACUCUUCUGAAUUAUGGUGUGCACUAUGAUAAGACAUGGAUAUAUGACAAAAUUCAUCAUGAGAUCAAUCAAUUCUGCAGUUCCCAUGCUCUUCAACAAGUUUAUAUUGAUAUGUUUGAUCAGAUUGAUGAGAGGAUGAAAGAUGCUCUCCAGGGUGACUGUACUCGUUACGCUCCUGGUGUUGAGAUCAUCAGUGUCCGCGUCACAAAACCUACCAUUCCGGAGAGUAUAAGGCAUAAUUAUGAACAGAUGGAGGAAGAAAGGACAAAGGCUUUAAUAGCUAUUGAGAAACAAAAGGUUGCUGAGAAGGAGGCAGAGACACAGAAAAAAAUUGCUAUUUCUGAGGCAGAAAAGAACUCAUUUGUGAGCAAGAUCAUCAUGGAGCAAAAGCUGAUGGAAAAGGAAAGUGCCAGAAGCCAGCAACAAAUUGAUAAUGAGAUGAAUUUAGCUCGGGAAAAGAGCAUGGCUGAUGCUUACUACUACAGAUUGGUAAAAGAGGCUGAAGCUAACACUUUGAAGCUAACACCCCAGUAUCUUGAGCUCAGAUUUAUUGAAGCGAUAGCAAAUAAUACCAAAAUGUAUUUUGGAGAUAAGAUUCCAAACAUGGUUUUCGACCAGAAGUUGCUGGGAAACUUCCUGGAAAGCGUGGCUAAAAUGCCAAGGAAAGAAGCUUUUUAAGCAAGCAGACCAUCAGUGUGGUCAGAUUCACCUGGGUGAAGCAGAGCUUAUCGACCAAAUGGAUCAUGCAUCAAAUUAACUAUCGAAGGGAUAUGGAUCUCUAGUUUCCGGAUUGCUUUGCUCAUACGCGAAUCUAAAACUUCAAAAUGUUCUUUUGUUCUUUUUGCUAUAAUUUUUUCAAGGGUGGUUUGACAGUUUCAUACGAAUAGAGUGAUAUGCAUAGGCUAGUAAUGAUAAACAGGAGGAACAGAAAAUGAUAAGGGGUAUUGUACCUUUCUUUCAUAUGUUUUGCACAUUCUCUCUUCUUUAUCCUCAAAUUUUGACACUCUGUAAAGUACUUAAGUGUGUCAUUUUCCUUGUGUUAUCUACUGUAAAUCAAUGAAAAAGCUUGUAAGAAACAUAAAUACCAAGUCUACUUUAUUUCUUU
Molecule: messenger RNA, 1629 nt
Organism: Chenopodium quinoa (quinoa)
Lineage: Eukaryota; Viridiplantae; Streptophyta; Magnoliopsida; Caryophyllales; Amaranthaceae
Product: erlin-1-like
Exons: 9
Coding region: 99-1202 (367 amino acids)
Biological process (GO): SREBP signaling pathway
Cellular component (GO): endoplasmic reticulum; endoplasmic reticulum membrane
Molecular function (GO): cholesterol binding; ubiquitin protein ligase binding
Source: RefSeq, a predicted model, not a curated record